Hemicordylus capensis (graceful crag lizard) is the source of this 3529-nucleotide messenger RNA. It is a transcript of the gene ZNF503, whose product is annotated as zinc finger protein 503. Gene Ontology annotation, biological process: negative regulation of DNA-templated transcription. The record is from RefSeq and is a predicted model, not a curated record. Bases 750 to 2678 code for a protein of 642 amino acids. NCBI's taxonomy places the organism in Eukaryota, Metazoa, Chordata, Lepidosauria, Squamata, Cordylidae. The transcript is spliced from 2 exons. Gene Ontology annotation, cellular component: nucleus.
AAACCUAGGAUGAAAUGGAGAAAAUAUUAGAAGAGAAAAAUUUAAUGCCGAGUGGCUAACGUUAAACACAAAAUUAACGCAAACUCAUCCAUCCUGACCUUAGGAGCAACAACAAGAGGAGGGGAAAGCAAAGGAAAGGAAGGAAGAAAGAGAGACUAUUAAAAAAAACACUGGGUGGUGGUGGAAAAGCCCCUGAAGAGGGAAGGUGACGUCACAUCCCCUUGACCCUCCAAUCACCUCGGGGUCCCAUUUGAUUGGAAGGCGGCAAAGGCUUUAAUCUCCGACUAAUUCAGCUGCUUUUGAAGAGAGUUUCUUUGCCAGAUCUGAGGCUGGAUGGGCAGCGGCUCGCAUCACAGCUGAACGAGGAGGCGGAGAAAAGGAGGCAGCCGAGAGAGAGCCCAGAGCGAGCCAGGCAGCCAGGGAAAGGAUUAGGAUUGGGACGGGGAAAACAAAUCCAAGUUCCCCCACCCCUCCCCAUCUAACAAAACAAACAAACAAAAAAGACCACGAGGAUUAUUUCUAUUUUGUAUUAUUGAUUUCUGUCUCUUUAGCCAAAAUCUGUCUCCCACAGGGACACUUUUAAUCCUGGAGGAGUCUCCCCUCUUUUCUAUUUUUUAGUGUACAUAUAUGUGUAACACCCGCCCCCCCCCUUUAAAAGGGAACGUUGAAAGCUGACGCCCUGUUUCGGCUCCUGAUCAGCGCGCCUGGCGCUCCCCCACCCCGCCAGUUUUCAUGCGAGGCUUUGGGUCAUGAUUACAUCCCCCUUGCUUUCUGCCGUAAGAAGUAGUCAGCACGGAGGAGGAGGAGGAGGUGGAGGAGCAGGAGGAGGAGGUGCGAGAGAUCUUGGAAGCAGCAGCAGCAGCAGCAGCAACAACAGCAGCAGCAGCUCUGAUCUUGCCUGGCAAAGCGGACACUCUGGGAAUCCUACGAGCAGCAGCAGCACCAAGCCUUUCUUCCACUCUGUCCCACCCUCGGACCCUUUACGCCAGGCGAACCGCCUCCCCAUCAAAGUCUUGAAAAUGCUCACGGCACGGACUGGACACAUUUUGCACCCCGAAUACCUUCAGCCUUUGCCUUCCACUCCCGUCAGCCCCAUCGAGUUAGAUGCGAAGAAGAGCCCGUUGGCCCUCUUAGCGCAGACUUGCUCCCAGAUCGGCAAGCCCGACCCGUCGCCCUCGUCCAAGCUCUCGUCUGUCACGUCGAACGGCGGCGAUAAGGAGGGGUCCAAAUCGGGGCCCCUGAAGCUCAGCGACAUCGGCGUGGAGGACAAGUCGAGUUUCAAGCCUUACUCCAAGCCCGGCGCGGACAAGAAAGAGCCGUCGGCGGGAGUAGGAGGCUCAGUUGGUGCCGCGAACGCCUCGGGGGGAGGCUCUGGCGGCGGCGGCGGCGGCGGAGGCAGCAGCGAGAAGUCGGGCUUCCGGGUGCCGAGCGCCACCUGCCAGCCGUUCACGCCAAGGACAGGCAGCCCCACCUCCAGCGCCUCGGCCUGCUCACCCGGCUUGCUGCCCGGUGGCGGAGGUGACGGCAAAGGCGGCGACGCGGACAAGAAGGAGGCCUCGGACGGCUGCGGCAAAGGGGGCUCGGAGUCGUCGGGGGGCCACGGCCGGCUGGGCGCGGGCUGUGGCGGGAUUACGGCGGAGCUGAGCCAGGCCCACGAGAGCGCCAAGGGCCUCCUGGCGGGCUCGUCGUCGUCCUCGUCGUCCUCGUCCGCCUCCUCGGACUCGUCCUGCAGCGGCAGUAUCACGGUCACGUCAUCGGCCGCGGCCGCCGCUUCGGUGCUGAGCUCCGGCUUGGUGGCGCCGGUGUCGCCCUACAAGCCCGGGCAGACGGUGUUUCCGCUGCCGCCGGCCGGCAUGAGCUACCCGGGGACGCUGGCCGGCGCCUACGCAGGCUACCCGCCGCAAUUUCUGCCGCACGGCGUGGCGCUCGACCCCACCAAGUCGGGCAGCUUGGUGGGCGCGCAGCUGGCGGGCAGCUUGGGCUGCAGCAAGGCGGCCGGCUCGAGUCCCCUGGCGGGCGCCUCGCCACCCUCGGUCAUGACGGCCAGCCUGUGCCGCGACCCCUAUUGCCUGAGCUACCAUUGCGCCAGUCACCUGGCCGGCGCCGCCAGCGCCUCCUGCGCCCACGACCAGGCGCUCAAGUCCGGCUACCCUCUGGUCUACCCGACGCACCCGCUGCACACGGUCCACUCCUCGCUGAGCGGCGCCACCCCGCCCUCGCUCGCCGGCCACCCCUUGUAUCCUUACGGCUUCAUGCUCCCCAACGACCCUCAGCCCCACAUCUGCAACUGGGUGUCGGCCAACGGACCGUGCGACAAGCGCUUUGCCACCUCGGAGGAGCUGCUCAGCCACUUGCGGACUCACACGGCCUUCCCGGGGACUGACAAACUGCUCUCCAGCUACCCCAGCUCCACUUCCUUAGCCAGCGCGGCGGCAGCGGCUAUGGCUUGCCACAUGCACAUCCCGACCACGGGGGCCCCGGGCAGCCCCGGCACGCUGGCUUUGCGCAGUCCGCACCACGCCUUGGGACUGAGCAGUCGCUACCACCCUUAUUCCAAGAGCCCCUUGCCCACCCCAGGAGCCCCAGUGCCUGUCCCUGCUGCCACGGGACCCUAUUACUCCCCAUACGCACUCUAUGGGCAGAGACUGACAACAGCGUCCGCUUUGGGAUACCAGUGAGUUUUGUUUGGGUUUUGUUUUUUUUUUUUGGUUGGGAUCUUCUGACUUUUUUUUUUUUAAUUUUUGCGGUCAAAGGGGGUGGGGGAGAUAAAUUUCAAGCAACCCGUCUGGGGGAAAAGAACACAAAGCAACCCUUCAAAACUUUCUAAAAAAAAAAAAUCCAGAAAAGAAAAUUGAAAUUUGACUUUUUUAUAAAUAUAUAUAUAUAAAGAUAGUGUUCAUCUUGAGGACUGGAUCCAUGGGCACUGUAUUUAUUUAUGUUAGCUUCAAGCGGGACAAUGAAUCAAUAAAAGUGCAUUACUUAACUUCAGCUCAAUAGGCUUAAAGGAAAAAAAAGAUUAAAGUGGAAACACCCGUUGUAGAAUAUAAAUAAAUAAAAAGAAAAGAAAAAUAGAGGUCUUCUCUUUAAUGUUACUUUAAAAUGGCUAUGAUUGUAUUGUACGUUCUUAUUUAAUGUCUCAUUGGGGGUGGGGGGAAAACUUCAUGCAUGUCUCUUAAAAACAACAGGGAAAAAAGCAGCACCACUUAACUAGCAAUUUGUGAGUUCUGAUUUCAAAUUGCAAUUAUAUUUUAAGAUGUUUACCAACAACAAAAUAAUUGGUAAUUUUUGUAUGUAUUCUGGAAGAAAGGAAAACCCAACCACAACUCUAUUCCAAAAACCUCCAUUUGCCUUAUUUUUGUUCUUUAAAAGGAACACUUAACUAUUUUUUAAUUUUUAAGUCCACCCUGUAAAAGGGCAGAAACCAGGAUGACGUCAUGUAUUUAAAAAUAACAGACAAUGUAUCGCUUUAAAAGAUUAAAAUUCCGUAUAUUUGAUGUAUUAAAAAAGUUUUACUUUUAUUUUGACAUUA